Messenger RNA from Brettanomyces bruxellensis, 3108 nucleotides. RefSeq lists its product as uncharacterized. Gene Ontology annotation, biological process: proteolysis. The record is from RefSeq and is a predicted model, not a curated record. The coding region runs from base 1 to 3108 and encodes 1035 amino acids. NCBI's taxonomy places the organism in Eukaryota, Fungi, Ascomycota, Pichiomycetes, Pichiales, Pichiaceae. Gene Ontology annotation, molecular function: metalloexopeptidase activity. The transcript is spliced from 3 exons.
AUGCUUUCAGGGGUGUCCGGGGCUUUCCGCUUUAGGAAAACAACCCUUUCAGUGGCGCUGGCGCUAGUGUACGCGGCGUGCAUGGCGAUGGAGGCGUGGAGCAGGGGCAAUGCGCUAGGCGUGCCGUCGCCGGAGCCCGAGGCGCUCCGGGAGUCGUGGACGGACUUGGAGCGCAUAGCGCGGCACCCGCACCCAUACACGAGCCGGGAGAACGACGUGGUUCGGGGCUAUCUCUUGCGGCAGGUGGCGGCAGCAUGCGCGGGCAAGGAGUACUGCACGUACGGGACGGAGGCGCCGGGCGCAGGGCAGCAGCCACGGCCGGUGAUGUUCAAGCAGGGGGACACGUUCAACGAGUCGAGCACGGAGCACCGGGUGGUGUACUUUGAGCCGGCGAACGUGCUCGUGAAGGUGGAGGGCACGGAUGCGCGGCUGAAGGGCGACGGGCUUUUGAUCUCGGCGCACUACGACUCGGUGCCCGCCGGGUACGGCGUGACGGACGAUGGCAUGGGCGUGGUGACGAUGCUUGCCCUUUUGAGGAAAUACACGCGUGACCCCUCGUCGCGGCCCAGAAGAACCCUUCUUUUCAAUUUUAACGACGACGAGGAGUUCGGGCUAAUGGGCUCGGAGUCGUUUGCCCGGCACCCGUGGUUCCGCGAGGCGGGGUACUUUGUGAACAUCGACGGGGCGGGGUCCGGCGGCCGCGCGUUGCUCCUCCGGGCGACCGACUACGAGGUGGCCCGGCUGUACGCGGGGGCAAAGAACCCGUUGGCCAGCUCAUUGCUCCAGCAGGGUUUCCAGGACGGCGUCAUUCACUCCCAGACGGACUACUACGUGUACCAGGCGAACGGGUUGCGGGGUAUCGACAUUUGUUUCUACGAGCCCCGGGCUUUGUACCACACCAUUCACGAUAGUAUCCAGUAUGCUUCGAAGGGUUCACUUUGGCAGCUUCUUACUUCUGUGACUGGGUAUGUUGAACAGAUGGAGGCAUUUGGGGGUGGAAAUAAAGCUGAUAACGUUAUUUCUAAUAAAGCUGAUAACGCUAUUUCUAAUAAAGCUGCUGAAGCUAUUUCUAAUAACGCUAUUUCUAGCAUCCCUUCCUCCCAAAAUAUCGUCCAAUCGCAUGAUUCAAGCUCCAAGAUCGACUCCCACGACCCCCACUUCUCCAUCUCAAACAACUUCGUCGUCCCAGACCUCUCGUCUGCGGUCUAUUUCGACUUCCUAAGCAAGUUCUUCUUCUGCAUCUCUACCGAAUCACUCGUCAACCUCAACAUCGGUCUUCUCGUGGUCGUUCCGCUCGUUCUGGGUGCCCUUCUCCUUAUCGCACACCGGAAAAACACCUGGCACGUGCAGGCAAGAGGCUGGAUCCGGGUUCCCGCCAGCUUGCUCUUCUCAACCCUCGUCACGUGGCUUUUCGCAAAGCACUGCCUUCUCGCCGAGAUACCAGGCAGAGCUCCUCUUUACGACAGCUACAGAUCUGCCUGGCUGGCCUUGACGUGCCUCAACAUCUUCUUCAACUACGUUUCGCUCACUUUUGCGUCGUGGUUGCGGCCUGUGCACGACCAAAAGCUCAUUGGUCUACUUGAGCUCACUCUCGGGGGCUGGAUUGUCUUGGUCUGGGCCACAGUGCAGGAAAGCCGUUAUGCCAAGACCGGUCUCUUUCUCACCACUGUGCUGUUUGCGUGCUUUUCCGCUGGUUCUUUUGUUGGUGUUGUGGGCUUUGUGCUCAAGAGGGGACCGGGAAGCGUGCGGUUGCCGGCCACUCCACCGGAACAGCCGCAGGAACAGCCGCUGGAUUCCGCCGACUCGGCCACCCCCGACCUGUCCCCCGAGAACAGCUCCCCGGAGCUCUCGGACGUCUCCCCCGAGCCGAUCGACGCGUCGGCCGACCUCGCCCUUUCUCCGCCUCCAUCCUGCUCCAAGAGCUUUGAUUGGCUCAUCCAGUUCCUUGUCGUGGUCCCUCCCCUCGUGUUCUUCAUCUAUGCAGUCGGCGACUUGGCACUGGACAGCAUGCAUCAGGCUGGAGUUGAUGGUGUGUCUGGAGAACGUGCAGCGAGAAAAUUCGCAGUUGCAUCUUCAAUCGGCCUCGGGCUCCCGGUUUUGCCGUUUUUGCACAAGUUGAACGCCCCGGCAGCCUCGAUUCUCGGCCUAACGGCAGUCCUGGCCUCCGUUUACACGAUUUUGGCACCCACGCACAGCAAUACGAACCCGCUAAAGGUCAAAUUCGUCCAGUCGAUCGACCUCCCGGCCGUCUCUGCCAACUCGUCUCUCGAUAUUGGCUCCGCAGACCACGUGGAGGCCUACGGAACGCUCCGUGCACGGCCCGGAUUCAUCAGCGGCAUUCUAUCCGAGCUUCCGAGCCUCCAGGACAACACGACAGACAUGGAUGUGCGUUUUGUCGAGGACCCAAAGGAGGGAACCGAAACGGUGACAUACAAGGCCGAAAGACCGUGGCUUUUCGACAGUGAGGCCGAAUCGGGCAACUCCUUCGACAAAUACUUGGACAUCGAGGUGCUCUCAAACUCAGACAGCAAGAAUUCCGGCAGCUACGAGCCACUGAAUGCCGUUUUGAGGAUCCACGCAGCCCAGAACAGGAUGUGCCAGCUUGAUUUUAAUGCUAGUGGCUACAACAGCUUUGCUGACAGAAACAGAACCUCCCCAGUCAAGCUGGUCACAGUGUACAAUUCGUCGUUGCUCGAAUCGGGCACCAAGCCGGGCUUCCGCCAGCCAAUCAGAGCCAAUAUCCCCUCUGGUUACUCGACAGACGACGAGGGAAAUCACUACUACAAGAUUAUGCAGGGAAUAGACAUGGUACUUCUCCACAAGCUCAACUGGACCCAGCCCUACUACCAGGUUGCUCUCCAGUGGCUUCCCUUCAGCCUAGAUGACGACGAUGCCGUUCAAAGCCGCGGCUUGGAUGUCUCGGUGACCUGUUUCUGGGGUGAGUUGCAGUCUGAGGUUCUUGUUGCUGGUGAUAAGCAUAGAAUUGUUCCAGCGUACGACGAGUUGCUUCAUUAUACGCCUAGAAACUUCAUCACCACCAACUUGAAGCCGGGCCUUGUCCAGGUUUCCCGCCGGCAUGACUUGACGACGACGGUCUGUGUGUUCUGA